Leucoraja erinaceus (little skate) is the source of this 3771-nucleotide messenger RNA. It is a transcript of the gene tmem127, whose product is annotated as transmembrane protein 127. Bases 107 to 814 code for a protein of 235 amino acids. Gene Ontology annotation, biological process: negative regulation of TOR signaling; negative regulation of cell population proliferation. The record is from RefSeq and is a predicted model, not a curated record. Lineage: Eukaryota; Metazoa; Chordata; Chondrichthyes; Rajiformes; Rajidae. Gene Ontology annotation, cellular component: membrane. The transcript has 3 exons.
GUGACGUCACGUCCGGUGUGCGCCAGGUCGGUUCCGCCGGGUGAGGGAAGAGCCGCCGACACCGACAUCUGCCGUUUGUUGCCCGGUCCGGUCAAGGCUGUCCGGGAUGUACGGGCCAUCGGGUUUAUCGGGGGCGCGCCGGCGGCCGGGCGCAGGGGGCGCGCUCCCCAAACACACCGAGCGGAGCCUGGCGUCGGCGGUACCAGGCGCACUUUCCGUGACGGCCUUGUGCACGGCGCUGGCGGAGCCCGCCUGGCUGCGCGCUCACGGCGGCGUGUGCCCGCGGCAGGAGCUCGGUGUGGCCGAUGUCCUGGGCCACCUGGACUCGGCCCUGCUGGAAGAAUAUUGUAUGAAUUCUCAGACUGUGCUGCUGCUGCGGGUCAUCAGUGCCUUCUGUUUCCUGGGGAUUAUUUGCAGUUUGUCAGCCUUCCUGCUUGAUGUGUUUGGACCAAAACACCCAGCGCUGAAGAUUACCCGCAGAUACGCAUUUGCACAUAUUCUUACAGUUCUCCAAUGCGCCACAGUGAUAGGGUUUUGUUACUGGGCAUCAGAGCUGAUCUUGGCACUUCAACAGCAACACAAGAAAUAUCAUGGUUCUCGUGUCUACGUGACCUUUGCAGUCAGCUUUUACUUGGUGGCAGGAGCUGGAGGAGCAUCCAUCUUAGCAACAGCUGCUAACCUCUUGCGACACUACCCAACAGAGGAAGAGGAACAAGCACUGGAAUUGCUGUCAGAGAUGGAAGAGAAUGAACCAUACCCAGUCGAAUACGAGAUUGUUAAUCAGUUCCAACCUCCCCCUGCAUACACACCUUGAUCAACAGGACAUAUUACCAUUUUUCACCUUAAAUCUGUCUUCGAUUUUUUGAACUUGUACCUUAUUCAAUAGAUUUCAUUUAGAAUGGUUGCCUUCAAUCUCUCAUCAUUCACACAGUUUAGCUCAACGAUUGCUGGUGUAUUGGGGGCUAGGAGCUGCAAUCAGCUUUAAGCCCAAAGUUUGUCGAUUCCUCUUGCUGUACCCCAAGCGGCAAUAGGAGCCUUUUGCAACUGGUUGAGGGGAGUGUUCCAUGUAAGCAAAAUACCUGUUCACACUAUUUAAAGAGGCAGCAUCUUAAAUUGUACAAUUUAAAUUUCAAGCUUGUAAAUAUUAAAUUUUUUUGUGCUUUUAAAUAAAUUAAAAUCGUGGGCUUCUAUCACUCAAUUAUGCUUUAUUUCACAACCAUUUAAGUGAUUAAAAAGUUUGAAUUAUUUUAAAGAAUUAAAAGUAGCAUUGGAUUUUAACUGGCAAGUAUAUUUUGCAAUACUACAAGGAUACUGUCUCUGAACCAUUGUUCUUAUAGUGUUGGCUUAUUUUCUUGUAUUCUCUCACUCACUGUUGUACAGUGGCUAUGUCUUAAUGCCAGGAUAUAUUUUUCUGUCAUUCCAUUAAAAAGGUGCCAGUCCUGAGCUUAAGAAUACAAAGUGCUGGGUGGGUGCCCAAAAUAUCACUUAUCCACAUCCUUCAGAGAUGCUGCCUGACUUACUCCAGCAAUUUGUGUUCUGUGCAAGAUUCCAGCAUCUGCAGUUCCUUGUCCAUCUCAGCUUAAGGGGACAUCAGGAAUUGUUAGAGUGGGUUACGAGAUAAAUCUAUAUUGUGAACAGCUAAGUGAUUGUCAGAUGGUGUGACUGGCCAUUUAGGGUUGUAAUAUUAAAUGUUUGACUAUUGCCUUUGAUAGAAGUCUAUUACCCUUCCCCUCACGUCACAUCAAGAAGAAAGCACUUUAUCAGAUUAAUUUUAGAAGAGAAAAAUAACUUGCAUUCAUAUGGCGCCUUUUAACAGGGCAAAACAUUCAAUACGCCUCACUUCAAAAGAUUAAGUGAACUUAAUAUAUGACCAAUUUUAUAUCUUAAGAAAGAUGGAAUUGUAGAAAAAGAAAAAAAAAUCUGAAUUUUGGUUUUCAGCUCACAACUCAGAGCAGCUAAUUUUUAACAUAUCAAGCGGCAGCAGUGACAGCUGUUAGAGCUGCCGCCUCACAGCACCUGGGGUCUGAAGAAGGGUUUCGACCCGAAACGUAACCCAUUCCAUCUCUCUAGAGAUGCUGCUUGUCCCGCUCAGUUACUCCAGCAUUGUGUGUUAUCUUCAAUCCUGACAAUGCGUGCUACUGUGUGGAGUUACACGCUCUCCCCGUGAUCCUCUGGAUGCGCUGGUUUCUUCGUACAUUCCAAAGGCAUGUGGUUAAUUAACCUCUGUAAAUUGCACCUGGUGUGUAGAGAGUGGGUGAGAAAGUGGGAUAACAUAGAACUAGUGUGAACGGGUGAUUGGUAGUCGGCUUGGACAGUGCCCGUUUUCCCGCUGUCAAUCAAUCAACCAGUGUGAAGAAAUAUCAACACCAACUUCUGGCAUUUGAUUCUGAUAGCAAAAACAUAGUGGAUUAAUUAAUCCAAUGUGAAGAUAUUCAAUGAGACCCAUCUGCUACAAAACAAUUAAUGACACUGGAAGUGAAAUAAGAAAUGGAAAAUUUACAUUUGAAUUAAGAUGGCUGGUCCUUUAGGCCAAUGCCUGUGGAGGCCAAGUCUUUGGAUUUCUUUAAAACAGAUUGAUAGGUUCUUGAUAGGUAAGGAUGUCACAGGUUACAGAGAGAAGGCAGGAGAAUGGGGUUGAAAGAGAAAGACAGAUCAGCCAUGAUUGAAUGGUAUAGUAGACGUAAUGGGCCAAUUGGCUUAAUUCUGUUCUUUUGUCUUAUGUGAUUAUUUCCAUGUGCGAUUUUGGUAGCUGAUGUACUAAAUGGGACUUGUUAUUAAUAGAAAUGUGCUGUCAUCUCACAUGCAUUUUCUUUCUGCAUAGUGAACUACACCAGUCCCUGGGGGGUUUUAGCAUCGUCUGCAGGCAAAUGCUGAUUCUUCCAACUGCAUUGAUGGAUGCUGGCAGAGCAACUGAUCAAGCCUAGUUCUCCAAAGCCAUUCUCCUUUUAUCCCUUUAGCCACUUUUAGCAUUGAUAGUUGGAGUGUGAUUAUUUGAGCAAGAAACUUUCAGCAAGGAUAGUUAGUUGACACGAAUGAUAAAUACUUAAUUCCUAAUCUCUGUCUGGGAUUACAAAGCUACCAACAAAAGCACAAUUAGAACAUGAAACUGCAGUCUAACAGAGCUGUGAAGUCACCUUUUGAUAACCACAUCAGACUGUCAAUAGUAUGGACUCAUUGUAAUAACAUUUGUCACAUAUUAAGAAUAUGGUACAGGUGCAUCUUCUGCUAUCGUGCAUUUCUAAAAGACAAAUUGAUUAUAAACAUUUUGAUUAGGAACUAGAGAAAUUAAUAAGCAGAAAAUAAGUAUCCUGGAUUAAAAUGAAUGAACCAGACCUAUUGCCAUGUAACUUUCCCAUUGUCUCUUAAGAAUACUGCUGGCGCUUUAAACCAGGGGUGGGCCAUUAGCCAUUUAAAUUGACAGGCAAUCGCUUCUGAUAUAACAUUGCGAGUCUGAAACUCUUGCCCUUAACUCUCUCCCCAUCAACAUAAUUCUCUUCAUAACAGGAUUUUCUGUACCAAGGUUACUGAGGAACACAAUUAUCAAGUAGUAGAACUACCCAAAUUCAAACUUGCACAUAAAAUUCUAACAAAGGCAACAGCAAUCAAGGAAAAGUAUUGAAAUUCUAGAAGUGUGCCAAACCUUUUACACAUUGUACAUUAAAUAAAUGCACCAGACCAAAAAAGCUUCUGAUGAAUUCUACUGUGGAAAGAUUGUCUGAAGCCUGCAUUUGUACAGCCGAUGACUUGUAAUAAAUGUUGAAUGUUGCGUCA